UAUCUUGGCUGUAUCGAAAAACAUGCCAAGAACACGAAAAAUGCCGAACUAAAUAACGCGAAAAUUUGUGUUGUUGUUGCCAUCAAACUAGGAAGUUAUUCCUCUUCUUUUCUCAGAUUCCUAUUUUCUAGUUCAAUCGAGUCAAUGGAGCGACUUCUUUUGCCCAGAAAUAGGCAGCCAAAAGCGUUAUCUGUGUUAUUGACUCCUUGUUUAUCAAUAGGAAAGUGCUUGGCCAAGGGAAAGUGAAAGUGCAACUACUAAUAAUCAGCGACUUCUUUGUAGUGAAACACCCGUUUAUUCUGUGUUACUAUGAUUCGUCAUUAAGUUAACUGAUAAUCUCUUCUUACUUCACUACUCUGAACAUUCAAUCUAUAUAGCCAAUUUUGGUAAAAGUAUUUAUCAAAAGCUAUUUUAAAUUUACAUUGUUAGUUCUGCAUUCUGUUUUAUUAUUAGAAUAAUGGUUGUUAACGUUGUUGAAGCUAUUGAAUUUGUCAAAGAUUUGACACAAGAUCAACAAGUAAGAAAUACAGUUCAGGGAAGUGUAAAAGGUGGCCUAAUAGUUGGUGGUGCUGCUACACUUGGUGCAAUAUGUUUGGGACCAGUUGGUCUGGCAGUAGGAGGCGCUGUUGGUGGAAUUGGAGCUGCAAUUGCUGCUAAAGAUACAUUUAGACCACUUCCUGAAGUGGUGGCAGAUAUGUCUCCUCAAGACAAACAGCGGUUAGCCUGUAGAGUUGAACGUUUUGUGCAAGACUUCAAUGUCACUGAUAUUGCUUCCCUUGGAGUAUUGAUUGCUGGGAACGAAAGAUUGAGGGUAAGACUGGUCGGAGAGCUUAUUCAAUACCUCACUACAGAAAUGCAGGUCGCAAUAGCUUAGCUCUUACAUAUUGAUGCUAUAUGUGCCAAAGAUAUUACAUAUCUCAUGUAAUAUUGUCAUUUAUGUAAUAUCAUUUAUGUAUUAAAUUCAAAGCUAAUGAAGUUCAUUAAGUUCAGUUAAUAUUUUAUCUUUAUCUCAUCUGUUAAAAAAAAAACUGCAUUUUAUGUUUAUUUUUCUUUUCAAUUGACUGGUAUUUUAUCUAAUUUAAUCACAAAAUUUUCCUACCAUUUGUAUUUUAUUAAAAAAAUUUCCUAAAUUUUUGAAAAUUAUUAAGUUAACUGUUGUAUGUUGUUAGUUUCUUCGAACUUAAUCAAAAAAAAAAUUUCUUGGUUUUUGUAAUUUUAUGGAAAAUUUCUUAAAAUUGGGAGAAUUUAAUUCCGUUUUGUAUUUUGCCUGUAUCUCUUUUUUUUUUUUUAAAUAAAAUCCUUUGUAUUUAAUAGAAAAUUUCCUUAAAUUAGAAAAAUUUUCUUCAUUAGACUACUAUAUUUUACCAGCUUCUCCGAAUUUAAUCAAAAAAAUCUGUUAAUUUUUGUAUUUUAUUGAAAUUUCCCUAAAAGCGGGAGAUUUACUGAAAUAAUUUUUGCUGAAUGAAAAUAAACCUUAUUUUGCCAUCUGGAUCUUUGAUACACUCGGUUUGCACCGAUAUCAUCGUUAAUCCAUACGGUGUUUCAAUCAUUAUUUCGACUAUUAUUGCUGUAGGUUUUAACAUUAUUUAAGAAAAUAAAUAAAUAAAAAAAAAUUAAACAAUUUUAUUGUAACGACUUCCUCGUUUUUUCGGCAGUUAUUGCUAAUAAAGUGCUAAUUCAGGCUUUAAAUGCUAAUGCUAUCGUUCUCCUGUUUUUUUGUUUUCUUUAAAUUUCGGUUGUUUCUCAGUUGAUAUUAUUUCUACUGGUAUAAUUUGAAUCGGCCAUUUAAAUAGUAACUUUUUGCGCUCAAUUUGUACCGAUAGUAUCGUCAAACCAUGUAGUGUUUCGAUUGUAUUUUCGGCAGUUGUUGGUAUUGAUUUUCACGUGGUUUCUAAGCGUUCCAAGAUAUUUCAGGCAAUAUGAGCAAUUUGAAUCGCGCAUUUAAAUAUUUAAUUUUUAGCAAAUUAUAUCGAUUUUUCACCAGUUAUAGGCAGCUAUUAAUUCAGGCAUAAUUUUUAAAAUCCGAUAUUUUUUUGAUACGAUAUUAUUUAUUACAACAACUGAAUCUCAAAACUACACGAGUAUUUGAGUAACCCCUUUUUGAAGGAAUUUCGUUGCUGAUCUUUAUUUCGGUAGCUGCGAAUUUCACGAUUUUUUUUUUUUUUAAUGUGAUGAUGAU
Parasteatoda tepidariorum (common house spider) is the source of this 2179-nucleotide messenger RNA. RefSeq names its product protein C19orf12. The record is from RefSeq and is a predicted model, not a curated record. NCBI's taxonomy places the organism in Eukaryota, Metazoa, Arthropoda, Arachnida, Araneae, Theridiidae.